Messenger RNA from Vigna angularis (adzuki bean), 1336 nucleotides. RefSeq names its product ATP synthase subunit gamma, mitochondrial. Gene Ontology annotation, biological process: proton motive force-driven ATP synthesis. The transcript has 9 exons. The record is from RefSeq and is a predicted model, not a curated record. Bases 125 to 1081 code for a protein of 318 amino acids. Lineage: Eukaryota; Viridiplantae; Streptophyta; Magnoliopsida; Fabales; Fabaceae. Gene Ontology annotation, molecular function: proton-transporting ATP synthase activity, rotational mechanism.
AUCCAUACAUAUGAGACCAUAUUGAACAGUGUUGGCAUUGUUCCUGAACGAAAACAAAUAGGGGCUUCUUCAGUUGUCUGUGUGUAACACCGCUAGGGUUUCGCAAGAGCGAUCACAAACGAAGAUGGCAAUGGCUGCUGUUCUGCGUCGCGAAGGGAGGCGUUUGACCCAACCAAUCAACGCUCUCCAUUCCUCUCUCAUCUCUCAAGACCAAGCUCCUCAUGGUUCGCGCUCCGUUUCCACCCAAGUAGUGAGGAACCGAAUGAAGAGUGUGAAGAAUAUCCAGAAAAUCACCAAGGCCAUGAAGAUGGUUGCCGCAUCCAAGCUUCGAGCCGUUCAAACAAGAGCUGAAAAUUCCCGUGGCCUCUGGCAACCAUUCACUGCCCUUCUCGGUGACAAUCCAAGUGCUGAUGUUAAGAAGAAUGUUGUUGUUACCGUUUCCUCGGACAAAGGUCUUUGUGGUGGAAUCAAUUCCACAUCUGUCAAGAUAAGCAGGGUUUUGCACAAAUUGAAUUCCGGGCCUGAUAAAGAGACAAAAUAUGUCAUACUGGGAGAGAAGGCUAAGGCUCAAUUGUUACGUGACUCAAAGAAAAAUAUCGAGCUCUCCCUUACUGAAUUGCAGAAGAAUCCUCUGAAUUAUACUCAGGUGUCUGUCUUGGCAGAUGACAUUCUAAAGAAUGUGGAGUAUGAUGCAUUAAGGAUUGUUUUCAACAAAUUUCAUUCUGUUGUUUCAUUUUUGCCAACAGUGUCAACUAUACUAUCUCCUGAGGUUAUCGAGAGAGAGGCUGAAUCAGGAGGAAAGCUUGGGGAACUAGAUUCAUAUGAGAUUGAAGGUGGCGAGACAAAAUCUGAAAUUCUUCAGAAUCUGGCUGAGUUCCAGUUUUCUUGUGUCAUGUACAAUGCGGUGUUGGAGAAUGCUUGCAGUGAGCAAGGAGCAAGAAUGUCAGCCAUGGACAGCUCUAGUAGGAACGCUGGGGACAUGCUUGAUCGUCUCACCCUCACUUAUAACAGAACUCGUCAAGCAUCUAUCACCACAGAAUUGACAGAGAUUAUCUCUGGAGCUUCAGCACUGGAAGGUUAAUUUGUGGGGAGCAAUCUGUAAUAUACUCAACAGUGGCGAUAUCAAGUUAAUAUCGUUGGUGCCACAUUUUUUUAGUCUCUCACUCCUUCGACUUCUGUAAUAAGUUUUCCAUGGCGGGAUCCAUUUUCAGGAUUCCCUGGUUGAGACUAUAUUUCUGGAAUUGUGUUUUUUAUGUUAAGAUAGAGUCUGUCUUUUUUUAACUCGAAAUGCAUUAUCAUAAGAUUUUUUCCCAUUCUAAUAAUGUCGUUUCUCAUA